This is a messenger RNA of Verruconis gallopava, 1189 nucleotides long. RefSeq lists its product as uncharacterized. The transcript has 2 exons. NCBI's taxonomy places the organism in Eukaryota, Fungi, Ascomycota, Dothideomycetes, Venturiales, Sympoventuriaceae. The coding region runs from base 52 to 1119 and encodes 355 amino acids. The record is from RefSeq and is a predicted model, not a curated record. Gene Ontology annotation, molecular function: oxidoreductase activity.
GCGCAGAUAUCAACAGAAUCUACGGACUUUAGGAAGGCCAAUUUGCACGAAAUGACGCCUACAUACCAGGCCUGGCAAAUUCACCCCGUUGCCGCGACAACUGACGAGAAGUCGCCAGAGGUCCUCCAAAACCUGCAGAUCCACACGAUUCCAAAGCCGAUCCCAGGCCCACGCCAGGCCCUCGUUCGCAUUCACGCUGCCUCCCUCAACUACCGAGAUCUCCUCACCACAGCAUUUUCUCCCAAAUAUCCCGUUCCCACCGUUCCUGGCCUCUCUCCCUGCUCAGACGGCGCCGGGUCUGUCGAAGCGGUUGGGGAAGAGAGCAAGUGGUCGCCUGGAGACGAGGUUCUCUUCGUGUUGCAGAACUCAUGGGUCGACGGCGACGUGAGCGCGUUUGACUUUGUCACUUUGGGAGGAGGAAGCACGCAGGGCCUGCUGCAACAGUACAGAUUGAUCGACGACGCCUUGCUGGUGAAGAAGCCAAAGCAUCUUGACUGGGAGGAAGCCGCUGCGUUGGCCGGUGCCGGCGCUACGGCUGUGAAUGCUCUUUUUCAUUCUGGGGUCUCUUCGCCGGGCUUCGACCUCAGCGGCAAGACGGUGCUGACGCAGGGAAGCGGGGGAGUGAGCUGCGCUGCCGUGCAGCUCGCUGCGGCGGCCGGCGCAAGGGUGAUUGCGACGAGCAGCUCGGAGGAAAAGUUAAAGCUGCUGAAGGGAUUGGGGGCAAGCGACCUGAUCAAUUACCAGACGCAUCCUGAAUGGGCAGAUGAGGUUCUUAAACUCACGCACGGUCGUGGCGUAGAUCUCGUCGUCGACGUUGCCGGUGCGGGGACGAUCGAGCAAAGCCUGCGCGCCGUAAGACAGGGCGGGACGGUUGUGAUUCUGGGGUUUUUGACCGAGAGCAAGACUUACGAUGUCGUAUUUCCGCUGAUACUGGGGGCGAAGAUUGUGCGCGGUUUGCUCGUAGCCAGCAGUGAGAUGUACAAGGAGACGGUUGCUCUAGCCGAAAAGUACAAGAUCGUUCCCUACAUCGGAGAAAGAUUUGGCUGGUCUCAAGCUCGUGAGGCGUUGAGUGCCUUGCGCAGCGGCAAAGUUGUGGGUAAGAUUACUAUCAAAGUGUGAGAAGUUUCGCUCGAGACCAGGCCAGUUAUAUAUAUACACUCGUACACCAACAACAAUACCAACAGAUCCA